Molecule: messenger RNA, 927 nt
Organism: Papilio polytes (common Mormon)
Lineage: Eukaryota; Metazoa; Arthropoda; Insecta; Lepidoptera; Papilionidae
Exons: 1
Coding region: 1-927 (308 amino acids)
Source: RefSeq, a predicted model, not a curated record
AUGAGCCACACCAUGAGCGACAGCAGCGAAUCACCGAAAACGGCCAACUCACAACACGAAGAAAACAUCACGUUGCGACGUGCGCAGCGAGUUCGCCGGUCAACGGAACGCGAAUUCAAACAAGCGCGAAUGCCGAGAAUAAAGGUACCCACUUUUUCACCGGAUGAACCAGAUCUUUGGUUUGCCCUUCUGGAGGGUCAAUUUGAGGCAAAUGGGGUAAACGACGAUUAUAUAAAAUUUACCUUGGUUGCAAAUAACUUGGACAUGCAUUACGCAAAAGAAAUAAAAGAUAUUAUCGUUAACCCCCCGCCUAGAUUCCGAUAUGAGAAAAUUAAAGCGGAACUAAUGAAACGGUUGUCAGCUUCCAAUGAAAAGAAGGUGCAACAGCUCGUAAUGCACGAAGUUCUUGGAGAUAGAAAACCUUCCCAGUUCUUACGGCAUUUACAGGAUUUGGCAGGCCCAGAAUGCCCUGAGCACAUAAUUAAAACUAUAUGGUCUAACCGUUUACCACGAGAUCUUCAGAGGGUAUUAGCAUCCCAGUCAACGCAGAGCCUACAACAACUAGCUGAACUGGCGGAUCGAAUCGAAGAACUGACGUCAUCAGGAAGUAUUGCCACCACGUCAGCAGUACUACCACAAAGGUUAGACACACGCAGAGACGAGAUUGCUGAAUUAAAAAACAUGAUAAUACAAUUAUCCCUGAAAUUAGAAGAACAUACCCGUAGUUCCUGUGCAUCGUGCUCCACCAACCGGCCCGAGCGAUCACAUGACCGGCAUCGUUCCCCCUCGCGAGAAAGAAGACGGUCAAGAUCACGCACUGGCCAAUAUGCCAUAUGCUGGUACCAUUCCAAGUUUGGGGACGACGCAAAGAAAUGCAUCAAGCCCUGUAAAUAUCCCAAGGCGGAAAACUCCGUGGGCAGUCGCUAA